Molecule: messenger RNA, 2376 nt
Organism: Rhincodon typus (whale shark)
Lineage: Eukaryota; Metazoa; Chordata; Chondrichthyes; Orectolobiformes; Rhincodontidae
Gene: foxa1
Product: forkhead box A1
Exons: 3
Coding region: 217-1476 (419 amino acids)
Biological process (GO): anatomical structure morphogenesis; cell differentiation; regulation of transcription by RNA polymerase II
Molecular function (GO): transcription factor binding; RNA polymerase II cis-regulatory region sequence-specific DNA binding; DNA-binding transcription factor activity, RNA polymerase II-specific
Source: RefSeq, a predicted model, not a curated record
CAGGCGGAGCAGUAAACUUCUUGCACAACACAGAGAAAAGGGGAGUCCAGGACUUCAUUUUUUUUUCGGGUUAACAUCCCAGACCCAAAUGUCGUCCCGUUGCUACGCGCUACAUAAAGCCACUGCACAAGCUGAAGUUUCGAUUAUUGAUGACUUGGAGAGAGGGCUGUUGCUGGCUGCGGAGUCCUAAAGAGGGUAACCCGAGGUGCGGUGAAGAUGGAAGGACACGAAGCUUCCGACUGGAGCAGCUACUACGGGGAACCGCAGGAGGCCUAUUCGACGGUGCCAGUGAACAGUAUGAACCCGGGACUGGGCAGCAUGAACAGCUACAUGAGCAUGAACAGCAUGGGCUCCGGCGGCAACAUGACCUCGGGCUCCUUCAACAUGUCCUACGGGAACCCAGGGAUGGGCACGGGGCUAAGCCCGGGCAUGGCCGCGAUGCCAGGCGGCGGGGCGGGCGGUAUGGGCGGCGGGGUGACGGCCAUGAGCCCGAACCUGAGCAGCCAGCAGGCGUCCAUGAGCGCGCUGAGCCCGUACUCGAGCCUGAGCCCGGCCCUGAGCCCCAUGGCCUACAGCCAGAGUAACCUGAGCCGGCCCAGGGACAGCAAGAGCUUCCGGCGCAGUUACCCGCACGCCAAGCCGCCGUACUCUUACAUCUCGCUGAUCACCAUGGCGAUCCAGCAGGCCCCCAGCAAGAUGCUGACCCUCAGUGAGAUUUACCAGUGGAUCAUGGACCUGUUCCCGUAUUACCGCCAGAACCAGCAGCGCUGGCAGAACUCCAUCCGCCACUCGCUCUCCUUCAAUGACUGCUUCAUCAAGGUGGCCCGCUCCCCGGACAAACCGGGCAAAGGCUCCUACUGGACCCUGCACCCGGACUCGGGAAACAUGUUCGAGAACGGCUGCUACCUGCGACGCCAGAAGCGCUUCAAGUGCGAGAAGAAGUCGGCGCUGCGGGCGGACGGAGCGCGCAAAGAAGCCGCGCCUCAGGGCAGCCCGGCAGCCGCUGGCAGCCGCCCCGGGCCGCUCGCCCAGGCCGAAGGCACGCCGGCCCUCAGCGACUCGAGCAGCUCGUCCAGCCCAGACACCGAGCUCGGCAAGCCGCAGGCUCCGCUGGCCAGCUCGGGCCCGGCGCUGGCUGGAGGCCCGGCCUUGGGCAACGCGCUCAGCCUGAGCCCGGGGCCGCCGCCCCUCGGCCACGUGUCGGCCGCCGACUCGCAGCAAGUACACCACCUGAAGGGAGAGCCGCAUUACUCCUUCAACCACCCGUUCUCCAUUAACAACCUCAUGUCAUCCGAGCAGCAGCAUCACAAGAUGGACUUGAAGGCUUACGAACAGGCCAUGCAUUACUCCAGCUACGGGAGCAGCGGGCUGGCCCUCAGCUCCAUGGGCAAGGGCAGCAUGGAGCCCUCGGUCCUGGCCAGCGAAGCCUCCUACUACCAAGGUGUGUAUUCCAGACCUGUUCUCAACACCUCUUAGUUUUACACGCAAAAUAAAGGAGCUUAAACCGUCAGAUCAUCAUUGACACUUUGCCCCCUUUCGGGAUUGCUAUUUCAGCACCGUUGUGUGCAAAGACUGUUACUUUACAAGAUUUAACAUGUAUCAAAAACUGCAAGUGCAAAGUAGCAGCAGAGUUUGACGACGAAUCACGACUGUACAUUUCGCGGAGAAUAUCUCGCAAACAACUGCAGAAUGUAUUUAAUUUUUUUUUAGAACCGUGUUGUAUAAUUCUAGAAUUCGUUAUGUGAUCCUGUACCUCUUUCUCCGCGUCCACUUACUAUUCCCAGAGGCUGCCCGCAAGUUGUGACAAACCCAAGACUUGUCUCGACCACUUAAAAAAAUGAGCGGGAGAGAGAUGAGCGUUAGGGUAAGCAUGGGGGUUGAAUAAAAUGAGCUGCUUGGAGAAAAUGACUCUGUGUUAAUUCUAUGAAACUGCUCUAUUAAAAAAUCUCUACAGGACGCUGUGCAGUUUUAGUGAAAAAAAGACGAAAGCCGUUUCCCGUUUCAUGUGUUCAUGUCGAUUCAUUGGCAAUUUUUUUUCAAAGCGGGUUGAUUGUAAAAAUGAACCAAAUGUUACCUGCAUCAGGAACCAGGAAAAGUUACUAUAUUUUUCGUUCCGCGAUGCCUUUUAACUCUUAUUUCCAUCCAGUGUUAAUGCACUUUCCCCCCCGUUUUUAGAUGUCUAGAAAUGUUGGUGUUAGCAUAUAGCCAGGCGGGCUCUUGCGGCUUUUCUCAUUGUGCCUAAUUUAUUGCAUGAUCUACUCUAGGUCCUUUCUAGUUUUAAGUUGUUGAAAAAUAAUGAUACAAAUUACAAAUGGAAUUUAAGGAGUUGUUAAUUUUGUAUUUGUAAUUCUAUGAAAAUGAAUAAAAUUAUUUUGA